AUGAGAAAAUGUUAAAAAGUUUCAAACUUUCACCGGGACAUGCAUAUUGUGAGGUGAGAGCGAUUUUGUGGCUGGAGACUAAAAAGCUCCGAACUUAAUCACUGAGAUUUGAAGGUUAAGGCGACUACUUUAAACCCUAAUCAAAUUCUCCCAAACCCUAAGCCUCGUUUGCUCCGAAUCGUCUUCUUUAUUACGACUCCACUGUUGCUAUUGCUAAGCAUCAUCAUCAUCCAAAGGAUCUGAUUCUGAAAAUUCUCUGUAAAGAUGGCGCCUGUUUGUCAAACUUGUGGCGACAUUGGUUUUGAAGAAGCAUUAGUCUUUUGUGACUCUUGUAAGAUUGAGGCUGUACACCGUUAUUGUGUAGGAAUAACGCCGACUCCUUUCACUGAAUACAUCACUUGGAUAUGUGAGGAUUGUGAUCGGAGUGAAAGUGAGUCUGAUAGCGUAGAAGUUGAUCAGACUGCUAAGCUUACACAAGUCGUGAAGAAGAGUGACAACAAGAAGAAGAAGAAGAAGAAGAAGAGGAAGAGAAAGAGCAGCAAUCACAUCCAGGAGGUUUUAACUGAGGACCAUGGGCUCCAAGAUGCUACCAAUGUUGAAAGUAUGGAGGUGUCUUCUCCACCAAUUAAAGAAACAGUGGAGUCUAACUCUGGUACCAGCAAAAGGAGUGACAGUAGCUCUAACCGGAAAGACGUUGAUGAGACUGAUAAGCUUCUAAAUAUAUCUAAGACGAAUGAGAAAGAGAAGAAGAAGAAGAAGAAAAAGAAGAAGAAGAAGGAGAAGAAGGACAACACAAUGAGCAGCAAUCCAAACCCACUGGUUUUAGCUGUUCAGGACCAUGGAGUCCAUGAUGCUACCAAUGUUGAACCUGAGGAGGUGUCUUCUUCACCAAUAAAAGAAUCAAUGGAAUCGAAAAGACAAGAAAGCUCAGGUAGCAGAAAACUUCAUGAAUUAACUGGGUUAGAUGGAAAUGGACCAUCUGUCUCGGAGGCUGAAAAUUCAUCUAGUGUGCGAGAUCAUAAUUCGUGUACGACCAAGAAAAGAAAGGUAAGUACUGAAAAUAGACAGCUAGCUGAUGGGAGUAGUUCUUGCAAAGAGGCUGAAUCAAAUAUGCCUCAAACUUCGGAGAUGUUGACAUCUGGGCAUUAUAGAGCGCAACCAAUCAAAAUACCUAUAUGGAGGGGAUUGAUGUCUGUUGAAGGAGGAAACAGCUGUAGCUUUGAUGGGAUUGUUGCUCAUGUAUCAAGCUUAGCCUGCCCUAAGGUCCAUGAUACAGCAAGCUCAUUACGGGGUCGCCUCUCUGCUAAAAUCCUUCCCAGGAUGGAAAUAUGGCCAAAAACCUUUCUGAAGAGUGGAGGACCUAAAGACGAAAGCAUUGCUCUUUAUUUCUUCCCUUCCAAUGAAAGUAACGAUGAUAAGAUUUUCUAUUCCUUUGUUGGUGAAAUGAGGAAGAAUGAUUUAGCGCUGAGAUGCGUGCUUGAUGAUGCAGAACUUCUACUUUUCACCUCUUACAUGUUACCAGUGGGCUCUUGGUCUUUUAACUCAAAGGACUACCUGUGGGGUGUCUUCAAGCCAAGACAGCCUUCUCGACGUUAGUCACUAGGCUCGUUACCUUUAACAGUCGAGUUUGAGAAAGGUUAACAAACAGAUGGAUAGCUUAAGUAGGACUUGCAAGAUUCUCUUAGAACUUUUUUGAGAGCAUAUGGUAGUUGUGUAACUUUUGUUUCUUGUUUAACUUGUGGCUGGUUUUGGUUGUUUAAUUGUUGAUAGUUAGCCAGACUCUGUAUAGAAUCUACCCGAGUUAGCAUCCUUAAAAGCAUAUCUUUGUCUCUUUUUUUGUGGAUUUGUCCGACCAAAUUAGUCAGAUGAGUGUUUGAGAUCGUCCUAAUUUGGACAAGAAUAUUGGUAGAGAGAGAGAGUUGAAUAUCACAUUUAGAUUUGAAUGUCUUUAUAAUGUUAGGUUUAUGAUA
Messenger RNA from Capsella rubella, 1970 nucleotides. Its product is annotated as DNA ligase 1. Lineage: Eukaryota; Viridiplantae; Streptophyta; Magnoliopsida; Brassicales; Brassicaceae. The coding region runs from base 265 to 1596 and encodes 443 amino acids. The record is from RefSeq and is a predicted model, not a curated record. The transcript has 6 exons.